Molecule: messenger RNA, 603 nt
Organism: Adineta ricciae
Lineage: Eukaryota; Metazoa; Rotifera; Eurotatoria; Adinetida; Adinetidae
Source: the annotation of a GenBank genome assembly
AUGAUGAACGUUGAAAAGCAAUUCGAUGAACUAAAAACGAUUCUCUACGAGGAAAGUAUUCUUUUUAUUGACAGAAAACUACUUGCAAUAGAAAACGAAGAAGCACCUGAAUAUCAACACGAAUUAACUAAAUUAUACGAUGAAAUGAAGGUACAUUUGGAUGUUGCCAAACGGCGGCACGAAAUCGAACUUCAAGCACUAGAAAAUGCGACCCAAUCGGAACUGUUAAGUUUAAACCAAACGCUAGAAAAUGAUAAAGUUCUCUUAUAUCAUCACAUGCAAGAAAACCUCCAGGAACAGAUCGACGAAAUUGAAAAUUUAAAGAUGAAAAGUGAAUUAAGUGCAAAUAUUUUACAAGAAAUUCAUCCAAGUGAACAUCAACAUUCAAUGAAACGUCGAGAUGCAACUGAUCCUACGAAAGCUACCAACCGAAAAAAAGCCCGAACAGCCGAUAAAGAUAACUUGGCGAUUUUUUAUCAAUUAUCUGAUAUGAAUAUAGUUGAAGAUUGGGCGAUCAUUCAGACGUCUCUCCAGCGAUCAGCGAUUAUUUUAGAUGAAAGUGAUGGUGAAGAAUCAGAUAUGCAAGACGAUACAAACCAUUGA